Molecule: messenger RNA, 1069 nt
Organism: Aphanomyces astaci
Lineage: Eukaryota; Oomycota; Saprolegniomycetes; Saprolegniales; Verrucalvaceae
Exons: 3
Coding region: 33-950 (305 amino acids)
Source: RefSeq, a predicted model, not a curated record
AACCGAGCGACACCACCACGGUGACGGACUCCAUGCCAACGCAAGACGCACUUGCACAAGAACCUGGCAGUAUGGCCCAUCCGGACCUCACCCCCAGUCAGCCUGUCCCUAACUACGAUUCCUUGCGCGCUCCCAUCGACGUGGACCUUGGGGACGAUGGUGAAGUGAACGCCGACGCGACCGAAUGCGGCGUGUUGAGUCGAUGGAUCGUCAACCAAUGGAAUGACACGAUUGCGUUCGAGUCACUUGUUCCCGGUCUCGUGACCACUGGCGCCUUGUUCGUGGGCAUUGUCAUGGCCGCGACCGUGGACGGCUUGUCCCGCUCAAAAGGGAUGAUCGUGAGCCCUACAUACGCGUACUCGUGGGACUACGUGCUCAUCACGACGAUCCUGUUUGACGCCUUCUACGCCUACGCGGCUUUCAAGGAGAAGCUCCGAGGGUGGCGUCUGACCCUUCAACUCGCCAAAGCCGUCUGCGUCGGGACUGCGCAAACGCUGUUCUUUCUGAAAAAGUUUGGGGUCUUUUACGGGUCCUGGCUGGUGGUCGCGGCGCCCGUGGCUGUCUGGACUGUGUUGCUGGCGUUGCAAUGCCAGUGGCAAACGCUAGUUGGAGUGACUGCGAUCGCGGCGGCAUGCAAAGUCUCCAUCGACACGUCCAACAUAGUGUCGUGGGUCGUGGUAUUCAUUCCGAUUUGGGUGUUAUUGGCGUGCAUUGCAUCCCUGUGGCGAUUCCAACGCAAGGCGUCGAUUGCGAUCCGGGGUUUCUGCAUUCCGCAAGCUUUCGUAACGUUUAUUGUGGCGGUGCCAGUAGUGAUCAAGCUCGAAGUGUAUCGCGUGUCGAGUCCGGCUGAUCUGGCGGCGUCUGCUGGUCAUGGCGUGGGGUACCUCUGGUUCUUGAUUGUGUGGGCCGAUCCGAUAAUGUACUACCUCGCCAUCUUAUCGAGAGAUUAGCGCCAUAGACGACAUGCUGCGACCAUGGGGGUGAAUAGUUAGUUAUUAACGCAUAGAUAGAGACACUCGCAAAACGGAUAUGCUCGAGGGGGAAAUAAUAAAAAUAUUUUGAAAGGCGG